GAUUUUUCUGGUUGGAAAAGAAACAAAACCACAUCAGUACAAAAUUAUAAUUCUGCUUUUAGGUUUGACUCAUUUAUUUAGAACAGCCUUAGUAAGCAUAUGUGGGUCUUCUUUUCUUUCUCAGUGACUUGGCCUUUGUGAUUUUUUUGUAAGAAAAAGUGGUGUUUCAUGAAGUACAUGAGCUGCCAUUGACUACUGUGUUCAUUGCUAAAUUUAGUGGCCUAUCCUUACACUGGCUACUUAUGGAAUUUAAUUUAUGAAACAGUAAUGAUUUCGCUGGGCAAUAUGUUUUCAGUGCAUCUUAGUCUGGAACUGUUUGCUGCUUAUUAAAAUUUGUAAUGAUUAAUUUUUACAUCUUUGGGAUAUUUUUAGACCCCUAAAAGGUUUAAUACUUGCCUUGAAAUGUAGAAAGGUUAUUCAUAAUAAAAGAAGGAAUAGGAAUCCAUCGACCAAGUACAUUCAGUUUCUGUUGGAUAGAUGAUAGGAUAAUAGCCCUUUGCUUUCCCUACAUUUCACCACCAUUUAUGGAAUAGAGUCUAUUUUCUCAGGUUCAAAUGCAACCAAGAUCAUCAGUUACUGAAAGUCUUUAUUGACUCCUCCUUGCCAUAUGUGAAAUGAGUUAAUAAUGGACAGGUGUUUAUUUCAUAAUUGCUUCUUGUUUAAUCACAUACUUGUCUCAUCAGAAGGACAAGACUGCCUAGCUUGGGCCAUCCCAAGCAUGUUUCCAAGGUGCUAUCACAGUGACAUCCAUAUAGCUUGAAGCAGGGUUGUGGCACGCUAGCAGGGCAGUGUAGCAAAGCCUCCUUGUCCUUCCUGGGUGUGAAACUCCAUGUUAAGAAAGAACUGUUUUUGUUUUUAAUUCAGCUUUAGCACAGGUUAGCUGUCUGUAAUAAAAUCAAUGCACCUAACAUUUGAAGAACCAGAAGCAAAUAGCGAAAGCUCCCUAAACGAUUUAGUUUUAUUUCUAAAAGUGAAUCUGUGAAUAGAAUAAAGAAUUAAAUGUAGUUUAACACCAUCCCCUUUUAAAGCAUUUUUUCCUAAACUGCAGUAUAAUGUUUACCUCGUUAACUUUUCAAUGAAUCUUCUGUGCAUCCAAAAAUAGCACUUUGAUUACUGGUAAAGUUGCAUUGUAGUUGUUAGCCUACACUUUUUAAACAUACGGGGCAGCAGUGUUGGAAAGCUGGAGUAUAGCUUAAGCUUCUGCACAAAUAGGCUCUUAACACUCUGCUUUCUCUUCUCAUUUUUCCUAUUUUAUCUUGUGCUGGCUGGAUGCUUAUCAGUAAAGUGUGUGUCUUUCCACACUUUGCCUAGUAACUAUAUCAAGCUAAAAUGUGCAUAAAUCUUAAUCUUUCAAUUUCUUUAUUGAAUCAAGCGUUUCAAAAUGUAUGAUGGAUUUUUCAAUAAUAUGGCCAUAUGGUGAUUGCUGUGUUAAACUCUUGUACCUCAUGUGUGCACACUUCGCACUACUUUUUUCCAUCUGAUAUUUUGAUCACUGAAAUUAUAUGUUUGAUGUGUGCUUAAUUUAAAAAAAAAAAUAACUGUUGUGUUCUUUCUGUUUAGCGAUCAACUGGAAAAAAUAAAAAAAAUGUGUAUUUGUGCAGCAGGUUAAAUGCUAAUGUAGAUGAAUCAAGAUUAGUGUAUUUAAUUGUCCAUGUUUUAAGAGUGUAUCUGGUUUGUUCUUGGUAAACUGACAAGUUUUAAAAAAAAGUUCCAAUGUUUUCUCGACUGACUAUACCCUAUCUCUGUCCUGUGUGUGUCUCCUUACCCUCUGCUGCCCUUAAAUGGAUGGGGCUGAUGGGAUCAACAAAUCUCACAUCAGGAGCUGGAUGAGCUUGCUGAUGAUCGCAUGGCACUAGUGUCCGGGAUCAGUUUAGAUCCUGAAGCAGCAAUUGGUGUAACAAAGCGCUUACCGCCCAAGUGGGUUGAUGGAGUGGAAGAAAUUCAGUAUGAUAUCACCAGGAUAAAACAGAAAAUGAAAGAAUUAGCCAGUCUUCACAACAAACAUUUGAACAGACCUACUUUGGAUGAUAGCAGUGAAGAAGAACAUGCAAUAGAAAUAACUACCCAGGAGAUCACACAGCUAUUUCACAGGUGUCAGAGAGCAGUCCAGGUCUUGCAAAGCAGGUCACGAAACUGUACAGAACAAGAAGAACGUGUUCUCAGGAAUGUAGUGUCUUCCUUAGCUCAGUCCCUUCAGGACCUAUCCACCAUCUUUAGGCACACACAGUCUGACUAUCUCAAACGUAUGAAAAAUCGGGAAGAAAGAUCCAAGCAUUUCUUUGACACUUCAGUCCCUCUCAUGGAUGAUGGCGAGGACAAUACUCUUUAUGAUCGGGGUUUUACAGAUGACCAGUUAGUAUUGGUGGAACGAAACACAUUAAUGGUGGAAGAACGGGAACGAGAAAUUCGACAGGUUGUACAGUCAAUUUCUGAUCUCAACGAAAUAUUUAGGGACCUUGGAGCAAUGAUAGUAGAACAGGGAACGGUUCUGGAUAGAAUUGACUACAAUGUUGAACAGUCAUGUGUGAAAACUGAGGAAGGUCUGAAACAGCUGCAUAAGGCCGAGCAAUAUCAAAAGAAGAAUCGGAAGAUGCUUGUCAUUUUAAUUUUGUUUGUUAUAGUAAUUGUCCUUAUUGUUGUUCUCAUUGGUGUAAAGUCCCACUAGGUAACACUUUUAUGACUUUAUUUUAGUGUGUAUGUGAUUUUUUUUUUUUUUUUCUUCCCCAUUGUGAAUGGAUGGACCUGCACUCCUGGAAGUUGCCUUUUGAAUGUAUAAGCCCUAGUGGUACAAAAUCUGUGCAAUGUUUCAGUAGAACUCUUUACGCAGUAUAUUAUUCUGUGAUAUGAGAGGCGUUUGUAAAACUUGAAUGGAAAAUGUCAGGGCCUACAGUAAUGCUACCAAAAUCAGUCAUCCAGUUCUCCAUCCAGCUGUAUUUGGAAUAUGCUGGAGCAUUUAAAAAAUGCGGAAAGUAAGAGAAGAGAUUUACAGGAACGUACAAUAAUUUGUAUUUUACUAAGUGCAAAAAAGUGUACUGUUCUCUGUAGUCCUGUGUGGCCAUUUUUUAGGUUUUUAAACAAUGACGGUUUUACGGGAUUUAGUACCAAAAACUAUGACUUUGAGAUAAAAUGCCUUAAGAUGCACAGUAUUCUAACCGUUUUGAUUCCACUUACUUUCCUCCAUAUUUUUAAAAAAUAAUUGGAUAGACUAAUAAAAAAUUAUCUUAAUUUAGAUAAUGCGUACAAGGAUCAGAGUAAUACUUAAAGUGUAAAUAACAGGACUUAAUCAUUGGUGUCUAUUAAUGUGUUUAGCUGAUUAAAGAACUUCUUAAGCCUGAGUAACGACAGGAAAACUGUUUCUCCUCAAAAGGAUCAUGUACAAUGUUUUUUCUUAUUGCAGUGUUUUGGUGUUAUUUUUAAGUUCAGCCAGUUGCACUGAAAUAAUGCUUGAGCUACAUCUGAAAUAGAAAGGAAUUCUUCCUGCCCUCCCUCCCCCCUUAUCUUCCUCUGUAUUUGGCAUGUCCAAGUAUCCUACAGUAGUGGAUGCUGGACUGUUUGAUUCCUUACAUGCAGGUAGCACUAAACAUUAAUUUACACUAUCCCCAGUAUUGCCCAGUAUCCUAUCUAUCCCCUUAACCUAAAUACAUAAAAAGGUUUAUUUACCUAUUGCUACAGUACCUAUAGCAGCCAUUGUUCCUAGCAGAAUUUUGAUAUAUAUCUUUUGUCCUCUUUUAGCCAGGCAUUAGGAAAGUUUUGGGUGCAGUGUUGGCCAUGAACCGAAGCCUGCUGCUGUAGGCAUGUGUCAGACCGCCGACGCACUUUGAGUUUGCCAUGUUUCUGCAGUGGUAGUUUGUUGUAGGCUAUGGAAGAGGAUGUAGAAAAAUUCUGAGCAGUGGAAUAUUCCAAAAUUUAAUAUGGUCAUGAAGUGUUAUGCAAUUUUAGGGUGCUUGCCUUAAUAUUUUUAAUUUGUUUCCUCUAGGGGGCUAUUGUUUGUAUUGUUACUUGCUGUUCUGACUUAUGCAGUGGUUUCCAUAUACUUACAGUGACACUGUACCCAAAGCCCCUAAAACCUAGGUUCAUAUGUCAUUUGAGUGUUAUGCAUGCUGGAUGGAAGUUCUCUAUACUUAAUCAUGUACUGAUCUCCCGGCUUGUAUCCUGUAAAUUCAUCAGACUCCUACUUUCAUUAGUAAUGAUGAGGACUUGGAUGGCAUAUGUAGAUCUUCUUUGAUUCACUCCAGGAACAGACUUGUUGGUUAAAAAAGAGUACAACGACAUAAUUAGGUUGUGGCUCCUUUUUAAAUCUUUUUACUUUACAGACUUUCCUUGGUCUGAAAAGAUCUUGAGGUAUUAAGAGUAGUUGGAGGGUCUGUACUUGCUGGGAUCCAUCAGUGUCAUUUUUGUCUCCCCUUGUUGUGUAUGACAGACUGCAUUCAUACUGAUGGCAAGAAUUGCUAAGAAAAGCAUGUUCUGUGUUCCCCUGACUAACGAGCUGUGAUUAACAUCACAGACAUAUAUUCUUUAUAAGAAUUGGCCACAGUAGUGUUUUAUUCAUGAAAAGCAGAAGAUAUAUUGGAGCACACCUAACAAUUGUCCCUACGGUAGGUUUUUCUUAAUGGUAGCACUUUAGCCAGCUUUUCUUUUGCACUGACUUUCAAGUCUUAUGAAUGGUUUCCCUGCUUUUGGAGAGUCCCUCAUUGUCCUUUAUGAAUCAAAUACAUAACAGUAGGGCAGUAAUAAUGAGGAGGCUGUUUUACGUUUUGUGACUGGCUUUUUGCAAGGAGACCCAUCUUGUAUGAAGUGUGCAGUGGGUAGAGUCCUGAACCAAUCACUUGCCUGUAUGUGGCACCAAAAUUGCCUAGAGUUACACAUUACACAAAUCUUCAGGAUAACUGCAGGCAAAAAUCCUUGAUUAUUAAAUUGUCCCAGCAUCCAAAUGCCUUGUACCUUGGCCUGAGUUCAAGCAUAGAGAAUGCUUGAUGUUGAGAGCGUGGCAGAUAUCCGAUACAGUUUAAUCUAAGUAACUUGUUGGGUGACCUGGUGGUUUGUUGAAUAGGUGCUGGAGCACAUGGAGCCUUUUAUCUCCAGGUGUGUAAAUUUUCUCAGAAUGAUUACCAGUAUUUAACUGAUUUCAUCUGAUGGAUGCUUCAUGGCCUGUGUGGAAUUAAUGGUGGUCCAGUUUCAUAUGUUGGUGCAUUUGGCAAGUCUUAGCAGACGGUCGAGUUGCAUUGGCCUUUGAGAGGUGGAGCAAUGUAGGAAUCCUUGUUUUGCUGCUAUUGCCACUGAACUUGUUUUCCGGCUGAAGAAUACUUUGGUCUCCAGGGAUUGCCAGUCCAAACCCUUCACUAAAAUUCACAUGACAUACUGUAAAAGGAAGAAUACCAUGUUCAGUCUUGUGGCUGGUGUGCAACUCCCCCUGCCUUUUUGAUGAUUGUGACUAAAACUACUGUGUCCUUAUUGCAUUACUGCUGUCUGCAUCGUAUGGUGUGAAGCAGCACAUGGCUAUAAUUGAAUAUGCUGUAUUUGCAACUUUCUCUCUAACAUGAGAUGAUGUUAUUUAUUUCUGUCUUGACCAGUGCUUUUGAUGAUUUAUCAUAGCUAAUGAAUUCAAAGAAGUAAUAAAACACUUCCAACUUAAUUGAUCAAUUACUAUUCAUUUUUCUUACAUAUUUAUAAUAAAACAAAUACUUACACAGAUGUCUGUUAAAGAAAAAGAAUUUUGUGUUUGUAUUUCAUCUUCCCUCUAAAUUUAGAUGAAAGCCAUAAAGACUAACAAGACUCUCUUUGCAAAGAAGUGCUUUAAUGCCCAAUCUCGUGCAACAAGAGCAGUGCCAUAAUGAGACAGAAUUAGAACAUUUUAAAGACACAGGCACACUUCAGUGCAUUUGAGAGUUUAAAGCCAGCUGCAUUGUCUCACAUGACAUUACUGGAUGAGCAAGAAAUUGUUAAAAAUAUUGGUUAUGGUGCUGAUGUGUUUAUGAGGGAAGGGUUCCUGGGUGUGGGAGGAUUUUAUUUCCUAAAUCUUUUCAGAUGUCUAAACUUCACUAUUUUAUUCUUGAUAUUUAUUAACAAGUGAACACCAGCACAGGCAGUCUAGCUGGUGAGCUGGAGCAGAUGGUGGUGUGCGUACCCAGAGGUAAUGAAUCAACACGGUCACGUUACCCCAGUGGCCAUGCCACUGUCCUGCUCUUAACCACCUCUCUGCAAGAUGCUGCAGUGGUAAUCAGUUAAAAAUAUUCCCUGGCAUGGGGGGGGUAUGUCCUCUAGCAUGACUUCUUCAUGUUGGAUCCCUCCCCUUCUCCAGUGGAACCUUUUCAUGUUUAGAAUCUGCCAUGGGAGAGGGUAUAGGAUUUGGCUGUUGAUGUGGAAAGCCAUUUAACAGAGAGACACCUGCAAGGGUCAGUAGAAUAAAAUUGUUAUAUAAAUGUUCUUUACAAAUCACGACUUUGCUUAUCUGUAAUGAAUACAUUGGUGGUCUGCAGACCUCUUAGCUUGUACUGAAGUUCUUCACUAAAAUACAAACCAUUUUACAAAAACAAAUGACCAAAUUACAUUGAAGUACCAGUGACGCUUGCCGGAAUGCGUUCUUUUGCUAUAUGUUCAAAAACUACCCAGUAUUAUAAGCUAAUGUCAGUAGGGUAUGAUGAGUUUGUAAGGCAGUCUCUACCAUGCUCAACUGAAGUAUUCACCCAUCUGGCAGGUCUUGGGACCUGAGGGACAGAAGAAUUUCUUAAACUGCAUUAAUUUAGGUUAUAAAGCACUGAACUAUUUAACCCCCUUGCUGUGUAUAUUCUGUUUUGAAGCUGUGGGGGGGUGUUCUCAUUUGCUUUUUUUACAAUCUUGUUUUUCACUACAGCCUUUUAUAGCACGCUACAAAAUGAGAUGCGACCUAAAAUUGGAAUUGUGAUUUUUUUUUUUUCCUAAAGAGAAUUUAGUUAAAUCUGUCUUCAACUAAAAAUUCAACUGCUGUUUCAUCCUCAAAGAGAAGUUCAUGCAAACUACUCCACAGGGUGCAUCUUUUAGUGCACAAGGCAUCUGAAUAGAUCUUGAUCAAUAUAGAACUUCAUGAGGUGGCUGUGGAAAGCUGCUGGGAUUGUGUGUGUAUUGUAAUCUAUUCAUUUGUAAUCAGAGCAAUUGCAGUGUUUGAGGGGGCGUGGGUCAAGAAAUCUGCCAUUAAACCUAAAUUAUAUUUUCAGGCCAAUUUCUGAACUCGACUGAAUGUAAUAUAUGUACAUUCCAGAGGGUUUGCAAACCUGAGAUCUCUUCUGUUUAUCCAUCACGGUGUCCUGGUUAGGCGAUCUUAAUAAAAUAUACAGACAAGCAAGAGUCACUGCUUUCAGGGACUGUUAGGAUCUUCUUUUUAAUGCUCAGCUGAUUGAUAUACAUGGAGAUAACUUAUUUCUUAUUUUGAAUAGUGGUUUUUCAAUGUUUUCCAUAUUCACAGAAAUAUUUUCUUGAUUGAAUGUCUCUAAAUAAUGUCUGUUCCCAGAUAGUUUGUCAAAACUUUGAUUUAUAAAAUAAACACCUUCUUAAAAUAA
Molecule: messenger RNA, 7532 nt
Organism: Alligator mississippiensis (American alligator)
Lineage: Eukaryota; Metazoa; Chordata; Crocodylia; Alligatoridae
Gene: STX16
Product: syntaxin 16
Exons: 8
Coding region: 1847-2665 (272 amino acids)
Biological process (GO): intracellular protein transport; vesicle fusion; vesicle-mediated transport
Cellular component (GO): membrane; SNARE complex; endomembrane system
Molecular function (GO): SNAP receptor activity; SNARE binding
Source: RefSeq, a predicted model, not a curated record